Messenger RNA from Heterocephalus glaber (naked mole-rat), 945 nucleotides. RefSeq names its product olfactory receptor 2T33. Gene Ontology annotation, biological process: G protein-coupled receptor signaling pathway. Gene Ontology annotation, cellular component: membrane. Gene Ontology annotation, molecular function: G protein-coupled receptor activity; olfactory receptor activity. The record is from RefSeq and is a predicted model, not a curated record. NCBI's taxonomy places the organism in Eukaryota, Metazoa, Chordata, Mammalia, Rodentia, Bathyergidae.
AUGGAGAAGAGCAACAGCACGACAGACUUCAUUCUCCUGGGACUCUUUAGGCACACGAGACUCCACCUCUUUUUCUUUGCAUUGGUGCAGGCUGUAGCCAUUGCUUCCCUCUUGGGCAACUCCCUCAUGGCUCUCCUAAUUCGCCAGGACCCCCAGCUGCACAUGCCCAUGUACUUCCUGCUGAGCCAGCUCUCCCUCAUGGACCUCAUGCUGGUCUCCACCACUGUGCCCAAGAUGGCUGAUGGCUUUCUUUCUGGGAAGACGUCCAUCUCCCCAGCUGGCUGUGGGAUGCAGAUCUUUGUCUCCCUCACCCUGGGUGGUGGGGAGAGUUUCCUCCUGGCAGCCAUGGCCUAUGACCGCUGUGUGGCUGUCUGCCACCCUCUGAGAUACCCUACACUCAUGAGCAGGCAGUUAUGCUUGCAAAUGACCAUGGGCUCUUGGUUCCUGGGGGCAGCUGAUGGGCUCAUGCAGGCUGCAGCUACUCUGAGCUUCACCUAUUGCGGUGCUCAUGACAUUGAUCAUUUCUUCUGUGAGGCCCCUAUGCUGUUACGCUUGGCCUGCAGCGACACCUCAGUCUUUGAAAAUGUCAUGUACAUCUGCUGCAUUCUGAUGCUACUGAUUCCCUUGUCCCUUAUCCUGACUUCCUACAGCCUCAUCCUUGGUGCUGUACUGCACAUGCACUCCACAGAAGCCUGCAAGAAGGCCUUUGCCACAUGCUCCUCCCAUUUGGCUGUGGUAGGACUCUUUUAUGGCCCUGCCAUCUUCAUCUACAUGAGACCCAAAUCCUACAGGUCAGCUGACCACGAUAAGGUGGUGUCGGCCUUCUACACCAUCUUCACCCCUAUGCUGAACCCUGUGAUCUACUCUCUGAGGAACAAUGAGGUCAAAGAAGCCCUGAAAAGGUGGUUGGGAAAACAAGUCACCCUAAAACACCAGCAAACUUAA